Cotesia congregata is the source of this 2658-nucleotide messenger RNA. The record is from the annotation of a GenBank genome assembly. Lineage: Eukaryota; Metazoa; Arthropoda; Insecta; Hymenoptera; Braconidae.
AUGGAGCUAACUUUGAUAGUACUGAUAUCCUUAAUUUUCCUAAAAUCCGGGACCUGCGUCAAUGAUUUUCCAUCCUUAAUGGUCGCCAACGCUACAAUGAUAAUUGUAAUCGAGAAGCAGUUCUUCGUACGCAAAGUGGUGACGAAAGAGUCCCCGAGCCUAACAAUGGAAGCCUAUGAAAAGAGUGUUGCUUCGUUCAGCAGCCUGGCUACCAGAGUGGCACGAGAGCGGAUGAAUAUCAGCGGGUUAUCUAUUCAUCUAUCGCAAGACACUGGAAUAAAUCUCAAGCAAGAUUACACGAUUUUAUUGUCUGUGACCACUUGCCAAGUUGCUUGGGAGUUAUUCAAGCGAGCUAGAGCUGAAAAACUUGUGCAUUUAGCAAUUACAGACCUAGACUGCCCCCGGCUGCCAAUCAACGAAGCUAUAACAGUUCCACUGAUCGAUCCUGGUGAGGAGCUGCCUCAGAUAUUCUUCGACAUGCGUUUGGAGGAAAGUUUGGACUGGAACCGGGUCAACUUCAUCCACGAUGGCAACCAGCCGAUCUCCAAGGUCAUCCAGGUGUUCUCCAGCGACUUUCCGAAGAAACUGGGUCUUGCGUGUCAAUCUCUGUCAGGAUUCACCCGAGGAAGGUCAGAAGUAGCCACCAGGAGAUCAAUUCGUGAUCUUCUGACCAAGUUCUCAAGCCGUAGGGCCCAGGACCAGAAAUUCUUGGUGAUUGUAGGUCACAAAUUCGUUAGUUGGAUCAUCGAGGUGGCUAGAUCCUUGGGCCUGCUUCAUCCUAGAAGCCAGUGGCUGUUUGUCAUCCCGGAUAUGGCUGACUACAACAAAGGUAACGUGUCUUACCUGCUAGAUUAUCUAGAAGAAGGCGAGAACCUGGCGUUCCUUUACAAUUCUACCAAGAAAAAUGCUACUCAAUGCUCCGCCAGAGCUUUCUGCCAUGCUAGGGAGCUGGUUGGAGCUUUAGCUGUCACCUUGGAGAAGAUCCUGAAUCAGGAGCUGAAGCUGUAUGAGAGUGUCACUGAAGAGGAGUAUGAAGCCAGUGGAAUCAACAAGUUGGUCAGGAGUAGGAAUAUCAUCAAUUUUAUGAGGAAUGAAUUGUACAACGAGUCAAGGUCUCAUGGUAGGAGGAGCUCUUGUAGCAGCUGCUUGGCCUGGUCUUUGGAUUCUGCUAUUACCUGGGGCAGUAGAUUGAUGUCCAAAAAUAAGAAACCAAGCUUUAAGCUUGAAAAGACUGGAUUUUGGACUUCUGAUCCUGGAUUUGAAGCUUUAGGUUUAAUUUUUCCGCAUAUUAAGUUUGGGUUUUUGGGAAAGGAGCUUGAAAUUGCUACUUACCAUAACCCACCAUGGCAGUUCCAAAUCCUCGAAACUGACGACCAUUUCAACACCAAAUCCCAUUGGGACGGCUUAAUGAUCAACAUUCUGAACGAAAUAUCCAAGAAUCUCAACUUUACAAUAAAAUACCUCGUCAUUGAAGUCCCAGCAGAAACAAUGCUAGCCAAAACUACGUCAGCAAUGUCAGCAGCCGACAAGGUUCCAGCAGAGUUAACAAACCUGGUAAAAACCAGCAAGGUGAUGAUGGCGGGAUGUUCCUUCGCAACCAGCAUGUACGUCAACGAGAAGAACAUCAACUUCACCAGAGUCAUCACCAGCCAGAGCUACGGGAUUCUGGCUCCAAGGCCAAAAGCAAUGACCAGGACGCUGCUGUUCACAUCUCCGUUCUCCAACGAGGCCUGGGCGUGCCUUGCGUCGUCGAUAGUCCUGGUGGGACCAGCUCUGUACUUCGUCCACGCUCUGAGUCCUCACAAAGCCGACGAGCAGACCAGGAACCCAGACUCCACGGAGAUGCUGGGUCUAGGAUCGCCAUCCAGGUGCAUCUGGUACAUCUACGGAGCUCUGCUCCAGCAAGGUGGGAUGCAUCUUCCGUCAACAGAUGGCGCCAGGUUGAUUGUCGGAACCUGGUGGUUGGUGGUGAUGAUCAUCGUGGCAACCUACUCAGGAACUCUGGUGGCUUUCUUGACCUUCCCUAGGAUGGACCCAGCUGUCAACACUGUUGAUGACCUGCUAGCUAGGCGGGAAGAGUUCACCUGGAGCAUUCCUGCUGGAAGCUUGCUGGAGAACUUCCUGGAGAUCAGCGAGUACCAGCAGCUCCUUCCUGAGUUUGAUGGUCAUGCUAGCUUUCAUGAGACUGCUAGUUACAAUGAUAAUGUUGACAAGGUCAAGGGCAGGGGGCAUGUGAUGAUUGACUGGACUACGGCGCUCAGGAUUUCACAGAGGAACCAACAGAUUAACUUUGGAACCUGCUUCUUUUCUAUUGGAACCAAUGUUCUGGAACUUGUGGAACCUAUUGCGCUUGCUGUUCCUAAGGGGAGUCCUUAUUUGGGGAUUAUUGAUCAUCAGUUACAAAGAAUGCAAGAAUCAGGAUUAAUAAACAAAUGGCUCGAAGACUGGCUCCCCAACCCCAGUGACGAGUGUUCCGAUGACAAAAUGGAAAAACAAGAAACCUCAAACCACCAAGUAGAUUUUUACGACAUGCAAGGAAUAUUUUUCGUCUUAUUUAUCGGCUAUUUAACAGGCAGUAUAGCCUUGCUCUCGGAGUUCUACCAACAACACCGAAAGUUAAACAAAGAGCGUAAAUUAAUCCGUCCUUUUCUUGAAUGA